This is a messenger RNA of Sinocyclocheilus grahami, 1075 nucleotides long. RefSeq names its product RALY RNA binding protein like (gene ralyla). Gene Ontology annotation, cellular component: nucleus. Gene Ontology annotation, molecular function: RNA binding. NCBI's taxonomy places the organism in Eukaryota, Metazoa, Chordata, Actinopteri, Cypriniformes, Cyprinidae. The transcript has 9 exons. The record is from RefSeq and is a predicted model, not a curated record. Bases 59 to 901 code for a protein of 280 amino acids.
GCACUCGCUCUCCAUCUCAUCUGAUGCUCGGUCUCUGUGAUUGGACAUCCUGAGAAGGAUGACUGGGAAAACUCAAACCAGCAAUAUAACAAACAAGACAGAUCCUCGCUCACUGAAUUCCAGAGUGUUCAUUGGUAACCUCAACACUGCUGUGGUCAAGAAAACUGACAUUGAGCUCAUUUUUGCCAAGUAUGGGAAGAUCACCGGCUGCUCUGUGCACAAGGGCUUUGCUUUCGUCCAGUAUGUCUGCGAGAGGAACGCUCGAUCGGCUGUGGCUGGUGAGAACAGCAGGAUACUGGCUGGACAGACCUUAGACAUUAACAUGGCUGGAGAACCACGUCCUUACAGGCCAAAAGUGGGAUCCAAGCGACCUUUCUCCUUAUACAGUGGCUAUGAAUUUGAUUAUGAUUUCUACAGGGAUGAUUUCUAUACCAGAAUUUUUGACAUUCAUGGAAGACUAGCACCCUCCCCUCGGGCUAUGAUACCUAUCAAGCAUUCCCAUUUGAUUGCACUCUCAACACGCAGGGCAAAAAACUCAUUCCAGCCAAAGAUGUCCACCUGCUCUUCUUAUCUAAGAACGCUGUCUUCAGGUUCCUUAUGCUCUAUGGUGAAAUCCGAUCAGCUCCUGACAAUCAAACAAGAACUGUCCCAGAUAAAGAUUAAGAUCGACUCCUUACUGGGAAGGCUAGAGAAGAUUGAACAGAAGCAGUUAGCCGAAGCAGACACCCACAGGAAACACGAGAAGGCCUAUCAAUCGCUCUAUAGUGAGACAGAAGAGGAUGUGGAUCAGGAACAUCAGGAAGCGGGGUCUUGGGAAGGGACUGAUGAAGGUGAUGAUGGAUAUAAUGACAGGGCUAACAGUGAACUGAUAGAAAACCACAUAUCUGAUGUAGACAACUGAGCAAGGACUGGGACCAGCACACCUAUCAAGUUUACUAUUUUUGGAAGAUAUCCAAAUCGAAUUGUUCACCCUUUCAUGUCUAUUUAUUUAUUUAUAUGCAUUUUUCAUUCAUUCAACUGGUCAUACAUGCACAUACAUGAGUAUGUAUAGUCAGACAAAAUGAAAGGAUGAAAA